Messenger RNA from Myiozetetes cayanensis, 1804 nucleotides. It is a transcript of the gene SUMF1, whose product is annotated as sulfatase modifying factor 1. Bases 1 to 1077 code for a protein of 358 amino acids. Gene Ontology annotation, cellular component: endoplasmic reticulum. NCBI's taxonomy places the organism in Eukaryota, Metazoa, Chordata, Aves, Passeriformes, Tyrannidae. The transcript is spliced from 9 exons. The record is from RefSeq and is a predicted model, not a curated record.
AUGGCGGCGCCCAGCGGGGCCGCGCGCUGGGUGUUCCUGCUGCUGGGAAUGGGAAUGGGAACAGGAACAGGAACGGGCACUGCGGGGGCUGCCGGCGCCGGGAGCUGCGGCUGCGGCGCCGGCCGGGCCGCCGGGGACGGGCGGGAGCUGGCGGCGCGGCGCUACUCGGCGGCAGCAGCGGCGGCGGCUGCGGGCGGCGGGCGGAGCGGCGGGCACGGGCCGAUGGUGGCGAUUCCAGGAGGGGUGUUCACCAUGGGCACCCAGGAGCCUGCAAUCCAGCAGGACGGGGAGGGCCCUGCCAGGAGAGUCCACCUGAAGGGUUUCUACAUGGACCAGUACGAGGUCAGCAACAAGCACUUCGAGCGGUUUGUGAACGCCACGGGCUACGUCACUGAGGCAGAAAAAUUUGGAGACUCCUUUGUGUUUGAGGGAAUGCUGAGUGAAGCAGUGAAGGCUGACAUCCACCAAGCAGUUGCAGCUGCUCCCUGGUGGUUGCCUGUGAAAGGAGCCAACUGGAAGCAUCCCGAGGGUCCUGACUCCAGUAUCUCCAGCAGGAUGGAUCACCCAGUUCUCCACGUGUCCUGGAAUGAUGCUGUGGCUUUCUGCACGUGGGCAGGGAAGCGGUUACCCACGGAGGCAGAGUGGGAGUACAGCUGUCGAGGGGGCCUGGAAAACAGGCUGUUCCCAUGGGGUAACAAGCUGCAGCCCAAGGGUCAGCACUUCGCCAACAUCUGGCAGGGGGAGUUCCCGACCAACAACACUGCCGAGGAUGGGUACAAGGGCACUGCACCUGUCACUGCCUUCCCUCCCAAUGGCUACGGGCUGUACAACAUGGUGGGCAACGCCUGGGAGUGGACGUCGGACUGGUGGGCUGUCCAGCACUCCCCUCGGGAAGUUCACAACCCUCCAGGGCCGCCCUCGGGCACGGACAGAGUGAAGAAGGGAGGAUCCUACAUGUGCCACAAGUCCUACUGCUACAGGUACCGCUGUGCAGCCCGGAGCCAGAACACCCCCGACAGCUCCGCGUCCAACCUGGGCUUCCGCUGCGCCUCCGACACCCCCCCAGAGCCACAGUGACCUCCUGCCGUUCCACGGGCUCAGGAACAGCUGCACUGCACCCAGGGAACCAGGGAUGACGGCAGUGUCACGUGCUGAGGGCACACAACAGAAACAUCUACUGCCUAAAGCUCCUGCUGGGGGGAGGAAAAUCCAACACUACUCAGCGUUGCUUGGAGAAGCUUCGUGUUCGUGGGGACCUGGCCUGGACUCAGAUCCUGACCAAACUCAGCAGCUGGUUUUGGCAAGAGUGUUUUGGGUUCAACUGGAACAAAACUGUUUUCAAAGGCUACUUAAUACAGGUUGGAAAAGACCCCCAAGACCAGAGUCCAACCUGUGACCAGUCCCCACCUCAUCACCCAGACCAGCUCCUUUAGCAAAGAUCUUUCCUAAUUGCUUUUAUUUAUGUAGAGUUUGAGUUUCUGCACUCACAUGCAAUAAACAGGGACUUUAUAAAGUUCUAGGCAGCUUUAAAAGAAAUUUGAGGCAGUUGAGAAAUUCUAGGCAGCUUUAAAAGCCAGUGAAGGAGUCAAGAGUGAGGCCUGGGAGAUGACACCUCUCCCGGGGGCAGCUCCCACAGCCCUUUGUUACACUCCUGUGCAGUGAAAACUGGGUCAGCAAUGGGCUGUUCUGGUGGGAUUUGCUGCUCUUUAGGAAGUGCCUUCUGCAGCUGGGGGGUGAUGAUCCUCAGGGUGAUGAUGAUUAGCAAUCUUGUCCAUGUUUCAAUAAAAUGUCAGGCAUUUGUUUA